Acanthosepion pharaonis is the source of this 1005-nucleotide messenger RNA. The record is from the annotation of a GenBank genome assembly. Lineage: Eukaryota; Metazoa; Mollusca; Cephalopoda; Sepiida; Sepiidae.
AUGUGUCCACUAGUAAGCGAAAUAUUCUUUCUCUUCCUUAUUUGCCUUUUUUCAUCACUCAAGUCCAAGUUAUUUUCUUUUCUGUCCUCUUCGUUAUUUUUCCAUCUUUUACUUUUUUUCCCCAAACUCUUUCUUUCCCUUUCUUUUUUUCUUUUUUUCUUUCUUUCUUUCCUUUUUUCGUUUUCCUUCUUUCUUUCGUUUUCUUUUUUCUUCCUCUCAUACAUUAUUUACUUUUUCUUUCUUUCUUUCUCUUUCUUCUUUCUUUCUUUCUUUCUUUCUUGUUUCUUUCUUUCAUUCUUUCUUUUUUAUUUACUUCCUUCUUUAAUAUAUAUCUAUUUCUUCCUUUCUUUAUUUUUCUUUCUCUCUUUUUCCUUCAUUCUUCCCUUCUUUUUACGCUCUGCUUCUCUUUCAAUCUGUUUUCCUUCUUUCAUUCUUUUUUUCUUUUUUAUUUAUUUCCCUUUUUUUCUUUCUUUCUUUCUUUACUUCUUUCGUCCUUUAUUUAUUUCUUUUCUUUCUUUCUUCUUUUUUCUUUCUUUCAUUCUUUCUUUCUUCUUUUUUCUUUCUUUCAUUCUUUCUUUCUUUUUUCGCUCUGUUUUUCUUUCUUUCUUUCAUUCUUUCUUUCAUUAUUUCUUUCUUUAUCGUUCUUUCUUUUUUCUUUGUUUCUUCUUUUUUCUUUCAUUUUUCUUUUUCGUUCUUUCUUUCAUUUUUCUUUCUUUCUUCUCUUUCUUUCUUUCGUUUAAUCUUUCUUCCUUUCUUUCUUUCGUCGACCAUACAAUUUUCAUUUGCCUCAUCGUAUCUGGGAAAUGGAAAAUUCCGAAGGAAACACACAUAUCUUAUGCACACACCCACACGGAAGCCACAUUAUUUCUCACUAUCUAUCUAUCUAUCUAUCUAUCUAUCUAUGUUUAUCCCUAUCUAUGUGUAACUCUCUAUCUAUUUCGGUCUGUUCUUAUCUAUCUAUCUAUCUAUCUAUCUAUCACAAGCUACCCAUAUCUAGCUAGCUAG